Molecule: messenger RNA, 603 nt
Organism: Daktulosphaira vitifoliae (grape phylloxera)
Lineage: Eukaryota; Metazoa; Arthropoda; Insecta; Hemiptera; Phylloxeridae
Gene: spt4
Product: transcription elongation factor SPT4
Exons: 4
Coding region: 154-504 (116 amino acids)
Biological process (GO): positive regulation of DNA-templated transcription, elongation; chromatin organization; regulation of transcription elongation by RNA polymerase II
Cellular component (GO): nucleus; DSIF complex
Molecular function (GO): zinc ion binding; RNA polymerase II complex binding
Source: RefSeq, a predicted model, not a curated record
UGGUGAUUUAUCAACGUGAUAGCAUUAUGUCCGUAGACCUAGAAGAUCCACUAUAAUUUUUUUACAAAAAAUUUUACCUGCUUGAUUUCUAAAACUGACCAAUACAUUGUAUAAAUUUUAGUAUCCUAAGCUUAAUAAAUAAAGACAUUCAUAAUGUCUCUUGAUUCAAUACCGAAAGAUAUGCGAUCUGCUAGAGCUUGUUUAGUUUGUUCAUUAAUUAAGACUUUUGAUCAAUUUGAAUUUGAUGGUUGUGACAACUGUGAUGAGUUCCUUCGGAUGAAAAAUAACCGAGAUCAUGUGUAUGAUUGUACAAGUUCUAACUUUGAUGGAAUGGUAGCUUUAAUGAGUCCUGACGAUAGUUGGGUGGCUAGAUGGCAAAAAAUUAAUAGAUUUACUAAAGGAAUUUAUGCCAUUUCAGUGGCUGGACGAUUGCCUCCAACUUUUAUUAGAGAAAUGAAAGCCAGAGGGAUUCCAUAUCGCCCUAGAGAUACAGCAUUUAAAUAAUUUCACAAUUAUUGAGAAGUGUAAUUAAAAUAAUUCACAAUGUAAUAAUUUUUAUUUUUAUUUUAAUACUUUGACUAAUUUUACUUGAGCAAAAUACAA